Belonocnema kinseyi is the source of this 3620-nucleotide messenger RNA. Its product is annotated as golgin subfamily A member 1. The record is from RefSeq and is a predicted model, not a curated record. The transcript has 8 exons. Gene Ontology annotation, cellular component: Golgi apparatus. NCBI's taxonomy places the organism in Eukaryota, Metazoa, Arthropoda, Insecta, Hymenoptera, Cynipidae. Bases 520 to 2685 code for a protein of 721 amino acids.
AAUUUUAAAAAUUGCUCUUGGGUCUGCAGUGCUCAGUUCGUGUAAUAACCUCACUUUAAAUAUUCUCCAGAUAAUAUUAUAUCCUUUUUUAAUUGCUUUUGCAGUUUACAUCACAUCAAAUUACAUCUCAUUUUAAACAAGUCUUAAAUAAAGACUCCUCUUUUUAAACUUCCCGCUUAAAAUCUAGUUAUUUUCAAGUUUGACUUAAGGAGUUUUGAGGUUAAGCUGUUACGUCAUUUUACUAUUGCGUCGUUCCAAAUUCAGUAUGGCUGCCAAAUCGUGUAUUUCUGCUGUGAGAAAGGUUGCUUUACAUCAAUCGCCGGUUCAGUAAUUAUUAUUACGCUGAACGAAAUGAAAAUCAGUGAAAAAAUGAAGAAUAAGCUUCCGCGCUUAGUUUCCUCGGAAUCGGUGAUUUGAGUGCAGUUGAAGUUGACCCAAAUCUCUUAUCGUUUGUGACGUUGACAUUUGACAGGUGGUUUACUGUCAUCCACCUAAUCCUUAUCAAUAAAAGGCUACAUUAUGUUUGCCAGCUUAAAGAACAAAAUACGCGAAGAAAUUGGGAGUGAUGUUUCCACCGUCGUCAGAAAUGCAGGCAGUGUCCGUGGAAUUAAUUCUAAACACCUGUCUCAGACAGGAUCAACGAGUAGUAUUAGUGGAUCUCAAAUUUCUCUCGAUGAAUCUCGAGAGGAAAAUGCAAUAUCGCCUUCACCCCCCGUCUCUCUAAAACGAGAAAAUAGUUUCGAUUUAAAACUCAUUGAUGGCACGCAACUUUCAUCCAAAGAUAUAAAGAAGUUUGAAAAUAGAGAAGAUGAAUGGCGACGGAGAUUUAAAAAAAAAGAGGCGGAAUUGCUUAAACGAAUGGAAAAACGAGACGAGGAAUGGAGAAUAAAGAUUCUCGAGAAAGAAAAAGAAUGGAAGAAAAUAGUCGAUAAACAGGAAAAGGAAAAAGCGAAAAUCGAAGAAGAAAAAAUAAGGGCGGAAAGCGCGAGGCGUUCGUUAGAGCUCUCGUUGGGCGAAGCGGAAGAAUACAAAAAGAAAUUGUACAGUUUCCAAGAAGACGCAGAGCAGCUGGAAGGGUUUCAAACUCAAGAAAUGGCCAAAAUAAAACACCUACUUUUAGCAAAAGAACAAGAAGCGGACGAGAAAUCGCACCACUUAAAAUCCGCACUGACUGAAAUUGAUAAUUUGAAAAAUGAAGUGUCUCGUCUGCGAAGAUAUGAAGAAGAGCUGAAUAAUGUACAGGAUGAAAUGGAAUCAUUGAUCCAUUCUACGCAUCGGGAAAGAGUUGAUAUUUCAAGACAAUUGGCACAAAAGGAGGAAGAAGUGCGUCACCUGAAGGACAAAGUCUUCGUCCUGGAACAAAGAGUGGCCCUAGAAUCUAGCGAUGAUGUAACUGUUGAUGAGAGAGUGGCAGAUUUGAUGAGGGAGAGAACAUUCCUCGAGAGGAAACUCGAGGAGGCUCAUCUUCACCUUUCCGAAAUCAAAACCAGCUGGUCUGGCAAGAUCUCCAGCUUGGAAACCCAGGUUGGAAGACUCUGCAGACAAGCUGGCGAGGAGGGCCUCGAGAGGAGGCGAGUUGAGGAGGAAAGGGAGAAGUUGAAGCAAAAGGUGAAGCAACUCGAGGCAGAAAUUGAGGUGAACAAUGUUGUAAUGGCGACGAAAGACGCCAAGCUUUUGCGCAUGGCAGAGGACAUUGACGAGAUGGCCACGGAACUGAAAGAGCUCCGGGCCAACGUCGAUGACGAGGUCGAGGAGUUUAAACUUCAAAUUGAAUCUUCCUCGAGAGAAAUAAGUGAUUUGAAAUCUGAAAUCGAGGAAGUGACUUCCAAAUUUGAAUCGACAAAAUCUGAAUUAUCCCGGCUGCGAUUAGCCUUCGAAGGAGAGAAGUCGAACAAUUCCUCCUUGCACUUGGAAUUGGCUCGUUUGAGGGACAAUCUAGAAUCGGAAAAAAUUUCAUCAGCGACUUUGAGAGUCUGUUUGGAAAAAGAGAGGGAUGAAAAAGACUCUGCUUUGUUGAGAAUUGCCCGGAUUUCUCAAGAAAUGCAACUCUCGAAACAAGACAGUGGAAGGCAGGAGGUUGAAAAUAUUGAACUUCAGAGUAAAGUCGAAAAGUUAGAAGAAAUGUUGAAAAUUAAGGAAAAAGACGUGGAGGAGUCUUCCAGGGUACAAAAAGAGACAACUCGGAGGUUGAAAGAAUUAGAAGAAACUGAACGAUUGAGAGAGAGAUUAGAGGGAAAUGAAAAGGCACUUAAGGAUAGUCUUUUGGAUAUGGAGGAACAACUUCAAGAGAAAACUAAGACAAUCAAGGUUCUUCAGCAGCGGUUAGCAGAUAUGAAAAAAACUCUUCAAAGGGAAUUGAGAGUACCGUCUUCUUCAUUAGAUAGUGAUGCUGAAACUUCUGCGGCUGUGUUGAGUCUCAGUUCGUCCAAAACCGUCACUGCCAAGCAAAACAAUUCUGGAGAAGACGACGUCAAUUUUGAAUACCUCAAACAUGUUCUCAUCAAGUUCUUAACUAGCAGAGAAUAUGAAGCCCUCCACCUAACAAGAGCAGUAGCAACACUUCUCCACUUUUCGCCAGAAGAAGAAAGAUUGUUGCAAGAAACUUUAGAAUGGAAAAUGUCGUGGUUCGGUACCAGGCCUAAUUUAGGUAUUGGACAAACAGCAAAAGCCAUUCCGCCUAGUUGAUAACAAGGCACUCCACUUUUAGAUAGAAAAAUUAAUCAGAAAAUUCUGUCAAAUGUUUGACAGAAAAAAGAGAGCGAAUUAUACAAAUGCCAAAGUAAGGUUGCUCACGACUUGCGAUCUUCAAAAACCUUAAAAUAAGCUCGAAAUAAAAAUUAUAUUUCAUCCAUCGGUUAGGUAAACAAUUUCUCAAAAGGGCAUUAGCGUGUAUUCCUUUUAAAACCGUUUUUUUUAUCCGAAAGUUACUCGAUUUUAUAGAUGUAGAUCAAUUCUUACACAUAUGGUUUGAAAGACUUUGAUUAAACAAAUUUAAGUUAACAAUAAUCUCGAACAAUUACUGCACAGAAGCGACUAAUUACGCUUUUUACAAAUUAGCGUAUUUUUAUCCAUUUCUAGGGUAAUUUGGAGAGAAAUAUAUUCAAAAAUAAUUAAGAAAAUUAUUGAUUAAAUCUACAUUUAAGGAGUGUUAAUAUAUUUAUAAUUUGUAAAGUGUAUUGAGCUAUUGCGAAGGAAAAACAGUUCUUCGGAAUCAUUGUAGUAAUUCUUCAUUGGAAUGUUUUUCUAAUUGAAUUUUUACUUCCUGAAGAAAAAGACGUAAUUUUAUUUUUAACGGUAGAAGGAAUUAUGCGAUACUGUUUCUACUGCAGUUUUUGCAUAGACUCUGUUGUAAGUUUUAAAUGUAGGAUCAUCCAGAACUCAAAAAUAUUUAUUUAAGACGCGCUAGUACUAGUAGGUUACUCUAAUUAAUUUUAUUAUUGCAUCGUAUGGUUUUUUUAUCAAUCUAGUGAAAAUCAUAGAUAACAGUCAGUUGAAUAAGUCACGUUGAUCGUGCUCCAUGAGGUAUACAAUUGUGCCUAAUCCAGUCAUCAUAAUGCAUUAAUAGACGAAUCAAUUCUCAAAUUGUACAUUAUCAAUUAUUAAAAUACCUUCUACUUAUA